AUGAUAAAAGUUUUGCUUCACAGGGUGACUACUUCCACUAUUCCAGCCGCGUCAAUUCGAACACUGGAUGUGCAGGUUCUCAAUCCGCUUGAGACCAUUGACUACAAGCAUGAAAUCACUCCCCAAGCUCUCAAAACGACCAUCCUAUCCGUCAGCAUGAGGGAGAAAAAAAAAGAAUACGCCAGUAGUCCAAAGACGCACAAAUAAUUCCAUUUCGUCACCACUGCUCAGCAAAGUCGUGUGCUCGCAUACCCAAUAGAAGAAGAAGAAAACCCCUAGACGACAAUCCCCCCCUUCCGCGACGAAGACGCCCCACUCUCCUCACAUCACAAACACGUGCUUAUCCACAGCAUCUCCACCUUCUGCCCAUCUUUCUUCUCAGGUCUACCCGCCAUCACGACAACCCGUCACACAUCGCAUACAUCACCAGCGACCUACCUCCCCCACUACCCCACCGCUCUAUACGCCCAUCAUUCGGUCCGCAUGGCCUCACUUCCUGCUUCCUCUCUUUUUUACAUUUCCCCCGAUCUCCGGAGUCCGAUGGAAUGGUUGGAUAUCAAUUGCUCCUCAGCUGCGAACGCAAGGACGUGAGCGUCUCGCCUUUCACCUACCUACCUACUUCCCUACCUCCCUACUUUCCUACCUACCUAUUCAUACCGUACCCGCGAUAAUCCUCCCCCAUAGGCCCGAAUCACAU
Periconia digitata is the source of this 697-nucleotide messenger RNA. NCBI's taxonomy places the organism in Eukaryota, Fungi, Ascomycota, Dothideomycetes, Pleosporales, Periconiaceae. The record is from the annotation of a GenBank genome assembly.